Messenger RNA from Trametes versicolor FP-101664 SS1, 1156 nucleotides. RefSeq names its product Cloroperoxidase (gene HTP2). Gene Ontology annotation, molecular function: peroxidase activity. The record is from RefSeq and is a predicted model, not a curated record. NCBI's taxonomy places the organism in Eukaryota, Fungi, Basidiomycota, Agaricomycetes, Polyporales, Polyporaceae. The coding region runs from base 1 to 900 and encodes 299 amino acids. The transcript is spliced from 3 exons.
AUGAUAUUUGUCGUGCUUCGCCGCAUUCUCCUAGGGCUCCUCUCUUCCGUCAAGGGGCUGCUCACGAACACCGCUGUGUUCUCGGUGGACUUCCUUCUGACGGUGUAUAACCUCAUCACACCAGACAAGCCCGUAGGAGCCGUCUUGCCCAAAGGACACCCAGGAUACGGCGGAAAGUGGCCGCAGUACGUUCCACCAGCCGAGGGCGACAGCCGCUGUUCAUGCCCCAUGAUGAAUGCCAUGUCCAACCACGGCAUCCUCCCGCGCGACGGGAAGAACAUCACGUUCCGCGAGCUGAACCACGCGGUGCAGCGCACGUUCAACUUCGCGCCCACCUUCUGCUUCUUUGUGCCGACGUACAUCGGAGGUUUACUCGGGCGGCCGUACUCCACGGGCCGAUUCGACCUCGCGGACAUCGACGCGCACAACUGCAUCGAACACGACGCGUCGCUCACGCGCGUCGACAGCUUCUACGACGCAGACCAGGGCCGUGUCGCGGUGCCUCUCGUUGAGGAGGUGCUCCGCAGCGGUACGGGCCCGGGCGGCGACCUCACGCGCGCGGACCUCUCGCGUCUGCUCGGGAAGCGGCGCGUCGAGGCGAAGCGCACGAAUCCCAAGUAUAGCUCUACGUUCACGCACAAGAUGUUCGGGGCUUCCAAUGGCUCGACGCUCCUGACGAUCUUCGGGGGGCGCGUGGACGACCUGCGCUCGCUCCUGCUCGAGGAGCGCAUCCCAGACGGGUGGGAACCGCGCGUGCGACACCGGAUGGGGCUCACCAUUGCGGAGUUCAACCUGACUGUUCUCCCUGUCGAGCUCGGCAUCAAGGAGGAGGUGGACGGGUCGAUCGCGCUGGCCGGGACCGAGCGCUACACGGCGGUCGGGUCGAAGAAGCACGCCUGAGCGCGUACUGUUGGCGAUUGAUCCGCCGCGGGGGGCGGACGCCUGUGCUUGAUAUAACCAUCUGGGGUUGUAUGGAGAAGCAAGUAUCAGUGAUUGUUUUCUUGUACUUAUCAAGGCGCGCGGGGAAGUGGGUGGAGUUAAUCUCAUCUAUCUUAUGGGACGGGGAGUUCCUGGAUAGCGCAGAUCUUCGGGAAGGCGCCGCACAGGGCACCCACGAACGUCUGGAUGAGCUUCGAGGACUCCGCCUCUCAAUCUC